Molecule: messenger RNA, 758 nt
Organism: Xenia sp. Carnegie-2017
Lineage: Eukaryota; Metazoa; Cnidaria; Anthozoa; Malacalcyonacea; Xeniidae
Product: tRNA-specific adenosine deaminase 2-like
Exons: 2
Coding region: 21-575 (184 amino acids)
Biological process (GO): tRNA wobble adenosine to inosine editing
Cellular component (GO): cytoplasm; nucleus
Molecular function (GO): tRNA-specific adenosine-34 deaminase activity; zinc ion binding
Source: RefSeq, a predicted model, not a curated record
CGUCGGACCGUCACCGCUAAAUGGAGCUAAUGUCAGAAGUUGACAAGAAAUGGAUGAAGGAUUGCUUGAUAAUGGCCGAAAAUGCUUUAGCUAAUGGAGAGGUGCCAGUAGGAUGUAUAAUUGUCUAUAACUCAAUGGUUGUUGGUAAAGGAUGUAAUGAAGUUAAUGAAACCAAGAAUGCUACAAGGCAUGGAGAGAUGAUAGCAAUAGAUCAAGUCCAAAAUUAUUGUGAGAUGAAUGGUUUGGAAUUUAUGAAUGUGAUAAAAGAAAGUUCCCUUUAUGUUACUGUUGAGCCUUGUAUCAUGUGUGCUUCUGCACUUAGAAGUUUGCAUAUUAAUAAAGUUGUAUAUGGUUGUGCAAAUGAAAGAUUUGGUGGUUGUGGUUCAAUACUGAACAUAGAUUCAGAUGUUUGGGAAAAUAAAUCCUGCAAUUGUGACCAAAUACAAGGUCAGCCAUUUCAGGCAAUAUCUGGAAUUUAUGCCAAAGAAGCAAUUGAUUUACUUCAAAGAUUUUACCUUCAAACCAACCCAAAUGCACCCAAUCCAAAGAUAAAAACAGGUGUUCCAAAAAUAUAAAAUGUUUGACCAUUAUUACAUUAAUAUUAUUUACAUACUUUGGGUCAAGUUCAGUGCUUGCAAGCAAACCUUUGUUGGAGAUAUAAUACUAUGUUACAAUACUGUUGCUCUGUGUUUUUUGGUAAGUUAAUGCACUUAUAGGUGUUAAAUAAAGAAGUAAAGUUUCCUUGUUUAGUUUCACAA